AAACCCAACUAAGUUUGUGGUAGGAGGACUGGCUGUCUCCACCGGAUAUGGUGCUGAUGGAUACUGGGAGAUAAAUGACCCCACAGGUUCUGGUACCAAACCCCUGUCCACCUACUGUACAUUUGAGAAUGGCACCUGUGGCUGGACACAGGACACGACUGGUGACCAGUUUGACUGGAUACUGCUGGGUGGUUCCACAGGGUCUGGAGGCACUGGACCUACCACUGACCACACUUAUGGGACUGGAGCAGGUCGCUAUGUCUACAUAGAGACAUCCAGCCCAAGAAAAGUAAAUGACACUGCAAACCUAAUAUCCCCAACGUAUCCAGGACUUAGAGGUGGGAAGAUCUGUCUGACAUUUUGGUAUCACAUGUAUGGUGCACAUAUAGGGACACUCAAUGUUAAGCUGAACACAGUAGGCAGCAGCAGCACCACUAUUUGGUCUUUGACUGGUAACCAAGGCAACCAGUGGAUCAUCAACCAAGUUACAAUAGCACCAACUUACAGCUAUCAGAUUGUAUUCCAAGGUAUACGAGGCACUGGUUACCAAGGUGAUAUUGCUGUUGAUGAUGUCAGCAUCAAAGAUGGAGCUUGCAUAACACCAGGAGCUUGUACCUUUGAGAAAGAUCUGUGUACUUGGGUGAAUGAUCUUACUGGAGAUGACUUUGACUGGGUAGAAGGGAGUGGAGCUACUGGAAGUACAGGCACAGGACCAUCCACAGAUCACACUCUAGGAACAGCAGCAGGAAAGUACCGCUAUAUUGAAUCAUCUUCACCUCGUAAGCUUGGAGAUGUGGCUCGCCUGAGAAGUGAAGUCUUCACAGCCAACCCACAGCACUGUGUGAAGUUCUGGUAUCACAUGAAUGGCCAGCACAUCGGCACAUUGAAUGUCAUCAGAGUGACCAGGAGUGGACGUAACUCCACUGUGUGGACACUGUCUGGAGAUCAAGGUGACCAGUGGCUGUAUGGUCAAGCACCUGUGGGCACUUCUUCUGAGUCAUACAGGAUUGUGUUUGAAGCCAUCAGAGGAACAGGGUACCAGGGGGAUAUUGCCAUUGAUGAUGUGGACUUUGCCCAGACUGCAUGUGCAGCGACAUCUGGGUCUACCCAAUCCACUGUACUGACUACAAAGACGACCACAACCACACCCACACCAACCCCCUCUGUAACUCCCACACCAACCACAGCUCCUGGAUCAUUCAAUUGUUCCUUUGAUGUGGACAGUUGUGGGUGGACACAGGACAAGACGGACAAGUUUGACUGGACCAGACAGUCCAGCGGGACAGGGUCAUUUGGUACUGGACCCAGUACAGACCACACAACUUCUGCACCUAUUAAAGUAAAUACACCAGAUGCCUAUACCUACCAGAACAUCUUCCUCGACUUCCGUGGUGUGACCUCAGUGACCUUCAAGGUCAAGGCCUGUAAUGAUGUCCAUGUCAGCUUGUCACCAACCACAAAUAGUCAGGACAGAAAAAAAUAUGAGGUGGUCAUUGGUGGAUGGGGUAAUGGACAAUCUGUUAUACGUGAAAAGGCUCAGGGACAGAAUUUGGUCACCUUGGUCCGUCCUAAGAUGGUGGACUGUAACAUCCUUAAGCCAUUUUGGAUCAGUUGGGAUGGUGGUCAUAUCCGUGUCGGUCAAGGAUUGACUGUUAAUCAGAGCAUGUUUUUGGACUACAAGGAUCCCACACCUUAUGCUGUGAGGUCUAUGGGAGUGGCCACAGGGUUUGGUGCCAAAGGAGAGUGGGAGAUAUAUGAUCCUAGAGUUGGCUUCUACUACUACAUUGAGACCUCCAGUCCAAGAGUUACAGGAGACAUGGCCAGACUGGUCAGUCCCAUGGUCCAGGCCAAUGGAACCAGCUGCUUGACCUUCUGGUACCACAUGUACGGUGCCCAUGUGGACAAGCUCAAUGUGUAUGUGAUGAACAGACCCACCCUGGGGAACCCAGUGUGGACCAGGGCUGGAACCCAGGGGGAUAAGUGGGUGCAGGCUCAGGUGAACAUCAGGGCGCGUGGCAGGUACAAGGUUGUUUUUGAAGGUCUAAGGGGUGCUGGUUACCAAGGUGACAUUGCUGUGGAUGAUGUAACUCUUUUAUCUGGAACUUGUGCUGCUGUGGUCACCCCAACAGUAACAGUGAAAUGUGACUUUGAGAAGGAUGUGUGCAAUUACACUCAGGACAAUACCGACCAGUUUGACUGGACACGGAAGUCUGGAAGCACUUCCAGCUCAAUCACUGGACCUACCAAUGACCACACCUAUGGAACUCCUGCAGGAAGCUACAUGUAUGUGGAGAGCUCUUCCCCUAGGGUCCAGGGGGACAUAGCAAGGCUCAUUACAACCUCUAUGGCUGUGGGCAGCAGUGACAGCUGUAUUCAGUUCUGGUACCACAUGUAUGGGGCAGACACUGGCAGUCUCAGAGUCUACAAGGAUACUACUGCUAAUAAACUGUGGGAACUCUCAGGUGACCAAGGCAACAGCUGGCAGAGAGCAGAGGUUGAUGUUCCAGCUGGUGCUCCCUAUAAGAUCAUCUUUGAAGCAGUGAGAGGAACUGGUUAUCGAGGAGAUACCGCCAUUGAUGAUGUGGUUGUGACAACUGGAAAGUGUACUGGAACAUCACUCUUUUGUGACUUUGAGAAAGAUUUCUGCACGAUGUCCAAUGCCCAGUCAGGGGAUGACUUUGACUGGACACGAGGGUCUGGAAGAACCGGCAGCUCUGGCACUGGACCAUCCAUUGACCACACUCUUGGAAAUGGAAAUGGCUCCUAUGUCUUCAUUGAGUCCUCCAGUCCCCGUAGUCCUGGCGACACUGCCCAACUGGUUAGCACCACAGUGACCCCUAAUAGUGCAAACUGUCUGGAGUUCUGGUACCACAUGUAUGGUGCAGACAUUGGUACCCUCAAUGUAGUAUACUCAUCUGGUGGUACCAACAAAACAAUAUGGCAGAUGAGUGGCAACCAGGCUGAUGCCUGGAACACUGGAAGGAUCAGUCUCAACCAGGGAAAUACACCAUUUAAAGUCAUCUUUGAGGGUGUCAGAGGCACUGGUUACAGAGGAGACAUAGCACUUGAUGACAUCAGGAUGUUUGUAGCUAACCCAUCUGGCCCAUGCUUAACCCAACCAGCAGGGGCCGUACCUACCUCACCAGCACCCACCACUGCCAGUACCACACCCACAUCAACUGCACCCCCAGUUCAAGUCAGUGUGAAUGCUGUGACUGUGGUGAAGAUCACCAACCUUCAGUGGAGCAACCAGUACCUGGACAAGACCUCAGCUUUGUAUAUAGCUCUCAACAGGGACCUUAUAGCUGCUACCCAGAAUAUUCUCUCCAGUGUGGCAGGCUCACACACAGUCACACUUCUGUCACUGCGAGCAGGAAGUGUCAUGGCGGAAAUGGGGAUCGCUUCAUCCAUCCCAUCUGCCAACAAAAACACACACAAGACCCUCUUGCGUAAUGCUUUGACCAAUGCAGUAAGGAACAACCAGUUUGGGAGGUUCCAAGUUGAUCCCAACGUAGUGGUCUCUGAUGUCAGCGCAGCCAACUCCUUUGACUGUACCUUUGAGGCCGACACAUGUGGUUGGGUACAGGAGGUUGGAGACACCUUUAACUGGACAAGGUCCAGUGGUGCCACUGGAAGUACCGGUACUGGACCUUCCUUUGACCACACUACUGGAACUGGAUAUUACAUGUAUAUCGAGACAUCUUCACCAAGGGUCGACGGAGACAAAGCUCAAUUGAGCAACACACUGGUACCAUCUGGAACCGCCUGUAUCUCAUUCUGGUACCACAUGUAUGGCCCACAUGUUGACACCCUUAAUCUGUACUAUGUCAAAGGCAGCACCCUGGGGACCCCGGUGUGGAGUAGAACAGGCAGUAAGGGGGAUAGGUGGUUGCAAGCUCAGGUGCAGUUCACUAACCAAGCGUACACCAAGAUAAUGUUUGAAGGUGUCAGAGGUAAAAGUUACCAGGGAGACAUUGCCAUAGAUGAUAUCACCAUGACUCCAGGAUUAUGUCCAGCAGCCACUGGAGUGAGCUGUACUUUUGAAGAUCAAAAUGUCUGUGGCUACACUCAGGACCAGGCUGAUACAUUUGACUGGACAAGGACUAGUCUGUCCACUAGCUCUACAGGGACUGGACCCACUGCUGACCAUACAUAUGGGACUGCCAAAGGCUUUUACAUGUACAUCGAAGCUUCAUCACCAAGAAGUGCUGGUGACAUAGCUCGCCUGAUGACUCCAAAUGUUAAACCCAAUGAAGGGAAAUGUCUCAGCUUCUGGUACCACAUGAAGGGCACACACAUUGGUACCCUGAAUGUCAAGUAUCAGUACAACACAAGUGCCUUAGCUCCACCAUCAAGUAGCCUACUGUGGAGUAGAUCUGGGGACCAGGGUAAUCAGUGGCAAGAGGCCAGGAUUUCUGUGGCCAACAAACCUAACUUCUAUGGAUCACUAAUUGUGUUUGAAGGCACUGUGGGUACUGGUUACCAGGGUGAUAUCUCCAUUGAUGAUGUUCAACUACUGCCUGGAGAUUGCCAGAGAAUUGGUAACUGUGACUUUGAGAACAGACUGUGUGGCUGGAGUAAUGUCCAGACUGACCAGUUUGACUGGACCCAAAGAAAGGGCAGUACAACUAGUGGUGGGACGGGACCAUUAGUGGACCACACUCUUGGCAAUUCAAACGGCACAUACAUGUACAUUGAGACCUCGUCCCCACGUAAGCAGGGUGACACAGCCCAGCUGAUCUCCCCGUCUCUAACGGCCACCAGUGGAUCAGGCAUGUGCAUCCAUUUCUGGGCCCACAUGAAAGGUGCUGGAGUUGGGGCACUGAAUGUCUACAAACAACCAACUGGGGGCAAUACAACAUUGCUUUGGCAGCUGUCCACUGAGCGUGGUGACAAGUGGUUUGAUGGACAGGUCACUCUGUCCAGUUCCACAACCUUUAAGGUCAUCUUUGAGGGUGUGAGAGGGGGUACCUACCAGGGUGACAUCGCAAUAGAUGACAUCACCUUUACACAGGGGAAUUGUCCAAUCAACCCACCUGAUGCUCAGCCAGCAAGUGCUACUCCUCCUCUGCCAACUGCUACAGUACCACAGAUUACAACCACCCAGGCUGGAUUGAAAUAUUGUUCCUUUGAGACUGGUCUCUGUGACUGGACACAGGACAAGAAUGACGACUUUGACUGGACUCGAGCCAAAGGGUCAACUUCCUCCACUGGGACUGGUCCUUCAGCAGACCACACCUCUGGGACAGGCUUUUACAUCUAUAUUGAGACCUCCAGCCCCAGGCGAGUCAAUGACACGGCUCGUAUUGAGAGUUCCAGCAUCACAGCAAGUGGCUCCCUCUGUCUGGAAUUCUGGUACCACAUGUAUGGUCCUCAUGUAAACACCCUCAAUGUCCUGACCAAGCAGGGUGGCGCCUCCACAACCAUCUGGAGUAAGACUGGUACCCUGGAUGACAAAUGGUACCAGGCUAAAGUGACCCUGAACAGACCAGUUCCAUAUAAUAUUGUGUUUGAGGCUAUUAGAGGGACAAGUUUCAGAGGAGACAUUGCUUUGGAUGAUGUGAAGUUGUCAGUUGGCUCCUGUAGUGCCCAAGUCACAAAUGAUGGCUCUUGCACCUUUGAGGAUAAGAAACUAUGUGGCUACAUUCAAGACCAGACCGAUGUAUUUGACUGGACACAGAACAGUGGGUCAACUGGGUCAACUGGUACUGGACCUACUAAUGAUCACACCUAUGGUAGCCCAGUUGGUCAGUACAUGUACAUCGAGACCUCAUCCCCAAGAAGGGCAGGUGACACUGCUCGCCUUAUCAGCCCUGUUCUCCAGUCCACCAGGGGGAGCUGUGUACAGUUCUGGUACCACAUGUUUGGAGGCGAUGUGGACACUCUCAAUGUUUAUGUCAAGACAAAUGGCCGCCUGGGUUCAGCAGUAUGGAGCAAGACUGGACCACAGGGAUCUGCAUGGAUACUGGGAGUGGUCAGUGUGAGGUCCUCUGGCACGUGGCAGGUUGUGUUUGAAGGAACACGUGGCAACAACUAUCAAGGUGACAUUUCUAUUGAUGAUGUCACAGUGACAAGUGGGGCAUGCCCAUCUCCAGGGGAUUGUGACUUUGAAAGUGACACCUGCACGUGGAGUAACGUUGCAGCAGGAGAUGAUUUUGAUUGGUUGAGAGGAAAAGGCGCAACUGGCAGCUCAUUUACUGGACCUAGCACAGAUCAUACGAAAGGAACUUUAGAUGGCUACUUCAUGUUCAUAGAGACCUCUGCCCCCAGGGUGCUGGGAGACACAGCUAAGUUAGUGAGUCAAAGGUUUGAUGCAACCAGAUCUAAGAGAUGUAUUAGAUUCUGGUAUCACAUGUAUGGAAGAGGCAUUGGUACCCUAAGUGUUACCCUGCAAACCAACAGCUCUGAGACUCUUCUGUGGCAGCAAUCAGGUGACAAAGGAAGUACCUGGCUGGAUGGUCAAGUGUCCUUCACAAGCACUGACCAGUAUCAGAUUGUAUUUAAAGGCAUUCGUGGGUCAAACUACCAGGGUGAUAUAUCCAUUGAUGACAUCUCUUUCACCACAUCUGCAUGUGCAAUCAAGCCAGCUCUUCAAACCCUCAGCACAACCACAAGUAGCCCUACUGCUUCCACUACAGCAUUCAAGCCCUCAGCCCCACUGGACUGUAGCUUUGAAUCUGGACUCUGUAGUUGGACACAGGAUAAUACUGAUGACUUUGACUGGACAAGAACUCAGGGCCCAACUGGUUCUGUAAGCACUGGACCAACUGCUGACCAUACACUGGGCACAGACCAAGGUUAUUAUGUAUACAUUGAGACCUCUGGCAGAAGAAUCAAUGAUGUUGCCCGCAUUAUCUCUGGCCAAGUACCCAGCAGCCAACAGUACUGUCUGCAGUUCUGGUACCACAUGUACGGACCUCAUGUCAACACUCUCAAUGUCUACCUCAAGCGUGGUGGUAAUCUUGGUGGAGCAGUUUGGACAAAGAGCGGUGCUCAAGGUAACCAGUGGUUUCAAGCUCAGUACAGUAUACCAGCUCAAGGAGUUGCCUACCAGGUAGUCUUUGAGGGUAUCAGAGGGAAUGGGUAUGCAGGGGAUAUAUCCAUAGAUGAUGUAGCUUUGAGACCAGGAGCUUGCCAGGGCUUGGCAACAAGUCAGUGUAACUUUGAUACUGACCUAUGUGGCUGGACACAGUCUACCAGUGAUGACUUUGACUGGACACAGCAGUCUGGGGCCACUGGCAGCGCUGGAACUGGACCUAUUAAUGACCACACCCUGGGAACUGGAACUGGCAAAUAUAUCUACACUGAAACAAGUUCCCCCAGGAAGCCAGGAGACAAGGCCGUCUUGAUCAGCCCUUCACUGCCUGCGCCCUCUGGUGCCCAGUGCCUGCAGUUCUGGUAUCACAUGUAUGGAUUCCAUAUUGGCACCUUGAAUGUAUACACUCAGACCCUAGGGUUUAAUACCACUAUCUGGAGCAAGAGUGGUUCUCAAGGAAAUGGCUGGCUGCUUGGUCAGGCUACUGUUAAGUCAGCUGGACAAUUCCAGAUCCUGUUUGAAGGUAUCCGUGGUACUGGCUACCAAGGAGAUAUUUCCAUUGAUGAUGUCAAAGUUGUGAAUGGGGCUUGUCCCUUACCAGGUGAUUGUGAUUUUGAGACUGGCUUCUGCACAUGGACCAAUCCUCAGAGCGGGGAUGACUUUGACUGGUUGUUGGGGAAAUCAUCCACCAAGUCCAGGUAUACAGGACCAAGUGUGGACCACACCACUGGCACUGCACAAGGACAAUAUGCCUUCAUUGAGGUAUCCUACAAAAAGAACUUCGCUGUUGCUCAACUGCUUAGUGAGCGUUUCCUGGCCACAAGAGGGCGCUGCAUGUCCUUCUGGUACCACAUGUAUGGUCAGGAUAUUGGCACACUCAGCGUUAAGAUCUUGGAUUUGGUGUCAAACACGACCUGUCUGGUUUGGCAGCUCAAUUCGGAUAGAGGAAACACUUGGUUCAAUGGAAGGGUGCCUAUUGUUAACAGCAACCAAUACCAGAUUGUGAUAGAAGCUGGUAGAGGCCCAGGAAAUGCAGGAGACAUUGCCAUAGAUGACAUUUCAUUCACAUCUGGCAGUUGCUCCAUAGCACCAUUUGAUGCCAGUGUUACUCCUACAGCACAGAACUGCCCUUCAUCAGUCAACGCUACUCUACCACCUCUGUUAUCAUCAACAACCACACCAAUACCUAGCAGUUAUGACUGUAACUUUGAGAGUGGAUUCUGCUCCUGGACCCAGGCUCUGGAUGACAGCUUCAACUGGACCAGAAACAGUGGUAGCACUGGAUCACAGGGCACUGGACCUUCUACUGACCACACCAUAGGAACAGGAAGUGGUUCCUACAUCUUCAUCGAGACCUCCAGCCCCAGGCGUCCUAACGACACAGCCCGCAUAGAAUCCACGCCACUAGGCCAGAGUAACAUCUAUUGUCUAAGGUUCUGGUACCACAUGUAUGGACCCCAUGUGGACACACUCAAUGUGUACCAGAAGACUGCAGGCACCCUGGGGACCCCGGUGUGGAAGAAGACAGGGACACAGGGCACCCAGUGGAACUAUGCUCAGGUUACACUGAACACUAACAGGGUAUUCCGGAUUGUGUUUGAAGGUGUGAGAGGCACCAGUUAUGCAGGAGACAUUGCUCUUGAUGACAUCACUGUGUCACCGCAAGGAUGCUUUAACAACAAAGCCUCCAAGUGUGACUUUGAGAACAGUAACUACUGUGGCUAUGUCCAGGACACCAAAGAUGACUUUGACUGGACCUGGUCAAGUGGAGCCACAGGCAGUGUAGGAACUGGACCCAGCAGUGACCACACCUAUGGAACCAACAAUGGUCACUACAUGUACAUAGAGACCAGCAGUCCCCGCGUACCCGGAGAGCAGGCCCGUCUUUCCACCCCAGUCCUUAAGGCCACCACUGGACAGUGCAUGGAGUUCUGGUACCACAUGUACGGAGGCACUGUGGACACUCUUAACAUCUACCUGUCCAGUUCUCUGGUGACUACCAAACUGUGGAGCAAAACUGGAGACCAGGGUAACCAGUGGCUAGCUGGUAAAGUCUCACUGGCCAGUGGUACUGACUUUAAGGUGAUAUUUGAAGGCAUCACUGGACAGUCUUACCAAGGGGAUAUUGCCAUUGAUGAUAUUACUAUUUAUGAUGGAGCUUGCAGUGGUCUGCCAGGUGAUUGCAACUUUGAGCGCAAUCUCUGUACUUGGAGGAACAUCCAGAUAGCUGAUGACUUUGAUUGGACGUCAGGUACAGGUGCAACAGCCAGUCAGUAUACAGGACCAACUUUUGACCAUACCAUGCAAACUGCCACAGGCAAGUACCUGUUCAUAGAGUCCAGCUCUCCUCGAGUCAUAGGAGACAAAGCCUGGCUGGAGAGCCAGUGGUUUGAUGCCACCAACAACCUCUGCCUCACCUUCUGGUACCACAUGUCUGGGAGCAGCAUUGGGUCUCUCAAUACUUACAUCAAGCUGGGUGCUGCAGGAAAACUGACCCUGCUCUGGUCACUGUCUGGUAAUCAGGCUGACCAGUGGAGACAGGGGCAGGUGCCCAUCAACAGCGGAUCUAAUAAAUACAAGAUCUACUUUGAAGGUGUCCGUGGUGUAAGUUACACAGGAGAUGUAGCAAUAGAUGACAUUACCUUCACUGUCAGCAGGAGGUGUACAAUCCUUCCACCCACAGCCUCCCCUAGCCUGCAGACCACCAGCACCCCUGCCUCCACCACUGUCACCACUCCACAGGGACCCACGCCACCACCAACAUCUUAUGACUGUGACUUUGAGACCAGAACAUUGUGUACCUGGGUACAGGGAACUAAUGACCAGUUUGACUGGUCACUUUCACAAGGUCCAACUGGCAGCAGCCUGACUGGGCCUACUUCUGACCACACUAAGGGUACAGACCAAGGAUGGUAUGUGUACAUUGAAGCCUCAGCACCGCGCCGUCCUAAUGACACUGCAACUCUCCUCAGUAACACCAUCAACGACUUCCAGUCCCACUGCGUCAGCUUCUGGUACCACAUGUACGGUACCCAUGUGAACACACUCAAUGUUUACACCCUGAAUAAUGGUGGCAACAUCCUGGGUCUACCUCUCUGGACAAGGACAGGAACCCAGGGGAAUCAGUGGAAGUUGGGACAGUUUACUGUCAACCAGGCUGGGGCUUACAAAGUUGUCUUUCAAGCAAUAAGGGGAACCAGCUACAGAGGAGACAUUGCUCUAGAUGACUUAAGAAUAUCACAAGGAGCUUGCCAGAAUCAGAAUGGUGGUACAGGCACAUGCACAUUUGAGGAUGCCUCCAUAUGCAGCUACACCCAGGAUACCACAGAUAACUUUGACUGGACACGCAGCCAGGGGAGUACUGGCAGUGUUGGCACUGGACCUUCUACUGACCACACACUGGGCACUGGGAAAGGCUACUACAUGUACAUAGAGACUUCCUCACCAAGGAGAAUCAAUGACACUGCCCGCUUAGUGACCACCGCAUUCAGUGGUCUGAAUACCGCAAAAUGUGCCUCAUUCUGGUUCCAUAUGUAUGGACGCCAUGUUGGUACCUUGAAUGUGUACAAGAUGCCCACUGGACAACCAAAUGCCAGAGGAAGCCCUGUGUGGAGUAGGUCAUAUAAUCAUGGCAACCAGUGGCGCCUGGGUCAAGUGACUCUGCGUGGCACUGGCAGCUAUAAGCUUGUCUUUGAGGGCAUCAAGGGUGAUGGUUACCAAGGAGAUAUUGCCAUUGAUGACAUCUCAUUUGCAGAUGGAGAAUGUAAUAAGCCAGGCUGGUGUGACUUUGAAAAAGGUUACUGUACUUGGACCAACCUACAGAGUGAUGACUUUGACUGGCUACGUAGCAGAGGAUCAACAUCCAGUACUUUCACUGGUCCUUCCAGUGAUCACACCUCUGGUGGAGCCACAGGUUACUAUGCCUACAUUGAGUCCAGUUCACCACGAGUGAUAGGAGACACUGCCCGCCUUGGCAGCACAAUCUUCCCAGCAGCCAGGCAAGACAAGUGCAUGACCUUCUGGUACCACAUGCUGGGAGCUGAUAUUGGUACCCUGAAUGUAUACGUCAAGGUGAACCAGACCAGGAACUCCAUCAAUACUGAAUCUCUGUUGUGGCAGCUGGUUGGUGAGACAGGAGAUCAGUGGCAGCCUGCACAGGUGCCUAUACCACAGGCAUAUGGAGGUCGACCUCAUCAGCUCGUCAUUGAAGGUGUCCGUGGCACCAGUUACAGGGGAGACAUUGCCAUAGAUGAUAUCCAGGUUAUUGAUGGAAGCUGUGCAUUUUUACCUCCCUAUGCUGAUCCUGUACAACAAGGACCAUCUAAAGUGGCAUGCAACUUUGAUGUGGACAACUGCUUCUGGCUUCAGGAGACCUCUGGAGAUGAUUUUGACUGGACACGCACUAACACCACCUCUCCAUCCAUCAACACUGGACCUCCAGCUGACCACACAGGAAGUGGCUACUACCUGUUUGUUGAGGCCUCCAGACCAAGACAGCCCAAUGACAGAGCUGUACUGAAGACCCCUGUCCUCCCACGAACUGACCCAAGGGGGAACUGCCUGGUCAUGUGGUAUCACAUGUUUGGAGUCCACAUAGGCACCCUGAACGUGUAUGUGCAACAAAAUGGCCGCCGCACCCUGAGAUGGACAAGGAUUGGUACUCAAGGGAAUGAGUGGAAGAAAGCGCAAGUGAACAUCAACAGCUCCUAUGAUUAUCAGAUCUUCGUUGAAGCUGUCCUGACCAAUGGAUUUGCAGGAGACAUUGCUAUAGAUGAUAUGGACAUGUUGAUUGGUCCAUGUCCACCCAGCAGAUACUGUGACUUUGAGGUAGACCUGUGUGGGUUCUCCCAGGACAGCCAGGACAACUUUGACUGGACCAGGAGUAACAAUGCUACAGCCAGUAUAGGCACUGGACCCAGCACUGACCACACCACAGGGACUGGACAAGGUUAUUAUGCAUAUAUCGAGGCCUCGGCACCUAGACAAGCAGGAGACACUGCCAGUCUUAUCCUGCCACAGCUCCCAGCAGCUCCAAUUGGGGAGUGUAUGUCCUUCUGGUAUCACAUGUAUGGAGCAGACAUUGGAGCACUGACUGUCUACCUUCAACCUGCUACUGGCAGCAAGUCACAGUUAUGGAGUAAGAAUGGUGAUCAAGGAAACCAGUGGCGUCUUGCACAGGUCAAUGUUAGGAGCAUUCGGGCUUUUGAGCUUGUCAUCGAAGGCAGGAGUGGCAGUGGUUACCGCGGUGACAUCGCCAUUGACGACAUCAACAUAACUCCAGGGACUUGCCCACAACAAGGAUCCUGUGACUUUGAGAGAGACACCUGUGGCUAUCUGAACACACAGACAGGUGAUCAGUUUGACUGGAUACGCAGCAACGGAAGAACACCUUCCAGGUUUACUGGACCAAGUGUUGACCACACUACUGGGGCCUCUUCAGGUUACUACAUGUACAUUGAGACCAGUGGUACUGCCAGCAGCCCAGGAGACAAGGCACUGUUGGUCAGUGAACAGCUGCAGGCCACCACCUCCUCAUGUCUUACAUUCUGGUAUCACAUGUAUGGAGCAGGUGUAGGCAAACUAGAAGUAGUCCAGAGAAUUGGCAGUCAGUCCAGCACCGUCUUCACCCAGUCUGGAAACAAGGGCAAUGUGUGGCAGGUGGCCCAGGUGCCUCUCACUAGUGGCAGCACCUUUGAUCUCACAUUUGCUGCCUAUAAAGGAAGCAACUACACCAGUGAUAUAGCCAUAGAUGACAUCAGUGUGGCCUCAGGAGCUUGUUCUCUGACCACGCCCACCACACAGCAGCCGUCCACAGUUACUGCAGUACCAUCCCUUGGCUGUGACUUUGAGACUGGAACCUGUGGCUGGACACAAGAGACCCAGAAGGACCAGUUUGACUGGUCAAGGACCAGAGGGUCCACUGGUAGUACAGGCACUGGACCACCUUUUGACCACACCCUUGGGAGCACUGGGGGUUACUACAUGUACAUCGAAGCCUCGGGCAAGCAAGCCAAUGCCACUGCCCGCCUCCUCAGUCCUGGCCUUCCUCGCUCCAAUCAGUACUGUCUGAACUUCUGGUACCACAUGUACGGAGCACAUGUUAACACGCUGAACGUUUACUACAAUGGGCGGUAUAGGAGAAUGAUCAAGUUGUGGACUAAACAGGGGACGCAAGGUAACCAGUGGAAAGAGGCACUGGUCACUCUAAGGUCAUCCAGUACAAAUGGACAGUUUAUAUUUGAAGCUCUCCGUGGACCAGGUUACCAAGGUGAUAUUGCUAUAGAUGAUGUCAGGAUCCUUCCUGGAGCCUGCCCACAUCCCAAGAUUUGUGACUUUGAAGACGACAACAUCUGCAACUACCAGCAAGGUGUGACAGAUGACUUUGACUGGUCAUGGGGCAGUGGCAAUACCACCUCUGUGGGCACUGGACCCCGAGCUGACCACUCCUAUGGGACAGCUGUGGGUCACUACAUGUACAUUGAGGCCUCAAGACCUAGAAAGCAAAACGAUGCGGCUGUAAUCAUUGGGCCCAGUCACCCAGCCACCACAGGCUCAUGUCUCACCUUCUGGUAUCAUAUGUUUGGGCCAGAUGUGGGCAGUUUGAAUGUGUACAUAGCUGGUGUGAGGGGUACCAAAGGGCCAAACCUUUGGGCCCUGUCCUCUGACCAAGGUGACCAAUGGAAGAUGGCCAGAGUGAAUAUUAAAUCUGCUACCAAGUAUGGGGUUAUGUUUGAAGGCAUAGUAGGGUAUGGCUACAGAGGAGACAUUGCUAUAGAUGAUGUGGCAGUCACUGAUGGACCAUGUGCAAAACCAGCCACUUGUGACUUUGAACUUGACAAGUGUGGCUGGACACAACAGUAUAAUGAUGAUUUUGACUGGGAAAGAAGACGUGGAGUCACUCCUAGUGUGGGCACUGGACCAGUUACUGAUAAUACACUCAAGACAGCCCAGGGUCAUUACAUGUUCAUAGAGACCUCUAGCCCAAGAACAGCUAACCAAACAGCUGUCCUGGUCUCCGAGUCCCUGUCCCCUAACCCUCUGUCCAACCAGAUGUGCUUUACCUUUGCCUACCACAUGUAUGGCUCUCAGAUAGGGGCACUGAAUGUCUACCUCAACUACCGCGGGUAUCCUACCAACAUACUGCUGUGGAAUAAGUCUGGAGACAAAGGAAACACUUGGCAGCAGGCUCAGGUCACCAUUGAUAACCCAUACGAUAAUUAUCAGCUAUUGAUAGAGGGCGUUGUUGGUAAUGGUUACCGUGGUGAUAUUGCCAUAGAUGACACUGCCCUGGUGGAUGGAGCCUGUAGUGGAGGAGGCUUACCUCUAUCUUAUUUCUGUGGUGACCCUCAGAAGACUGUGAUCUCUAUCAACAAGACGUGUGACUUUAUCAAAGACUGUUCUAAUGGAGCAGAUGAGUCUUUAUGUGGUGCUUGUGACUUUGAGGCAAACCAGUGUGGCUGGACACAGAACACUGUCAGUCAGUCAGGGACGGCCUUUGUGUGGCUGCGUGGUGGGAAUGCAACAGCCACUUCCAAUACUGGACCUUCCUAUGACCAUACCCUGCAGAAUGCCUUUGGUCAUUACAUGUACAUUGAUGCCAGCCUGGGUCGAUCAUUUGCCAUAGCAGAACUGGUGGGACCUGUGCUUCAGCCUAGCUAUGAGACAUGUCAGCUACAGCUGUGGUACCAUAUGAGUGGAAUAGGCAUAGGUCUGCUGCAGGUGGUGGUCAGGGCAGGCCAGAGGGAUACAGUGAUCUUUGGUAUCAGUGGAGACCAAGGUAACAAGUGGCAGCAGGCGACUGUCAACAUUGGCAGAGUUAGCUCGUCUUUCCAGAUUGUGAUUAAAGCCAGGAGAUCCUUCAAUGUGCUUGGAGACAUUGCUAUAGAUGACAUCACCUUGAACAACUGUAUCUUCCCAGAACCAAAAACAACCUGUGGUGCCAAUGAAUUCCGCUGUGCCCGCGGUGCUUGUGUUGGUCUGGAUCGCCAGUGUGACUUCUCUGAUGACUGCGGUGAUGGCUCAGAUGAAUACUCCACAUCAAGCACUUACUGUGACCAAACAUUCCCGGGCCGUUGUGACUUUGAGACCAGUCUGUGCUCCUGGCAACAAGAUAGGACAGAUGACUUUGAGUGGACACGACAAAAUGGCAGAACAUCCAGCUCCAACACUGGACCUUCCAGGGACCACACCACUGGACUCAAUACUGGGAACUACCUGUUCAUUGAGACUUCCAGACCCAGAGUGGCGGGUGAGAAGGCCAGGCUGGUGAGCCCAGUGUUUGCCCCAACCCAGACCAGGAAGAGGGCCACAAAGAUCUGCAUGGUGCGGUUCUACUACCAUAUGUUUGGUAAAAAUAUUGGUGACCUGAAUGUGUACACUAAACUUUCCACCAGUGGAGCACUCAGGAAGAUUUGGGCCAAGUCGGGUAACAUUGGAGACUUCUUUGAGAGGGCAGAAGUUCAGGUGUAUGAAUCUCAGAACUUCCAGGUUGUGAUAGAAGCUGUAGUUGGUAACGGUUACCAGGGCGAUAUUGCAAUUGAUGACAUCUCCAUGACCAGUGACUGCACUGCCAUAGGCGGUUCUGUCACCUUGCCCUCAGGUUCUCCACCCACUGUGACACCUCCCUCUGUCUGCAGAUCUGACCAGUUUGCCUGUCUAGGAGGAAACCCCACUUGCAUCCCAAAGACACAAGUCUGUGACUUUGCCACACAGUGUUUUUAUUCCUCUGAUGAAAGAGUCUGUGGUACUUGUGACUUUGAAGUUGGUCAGUGUGGCUGGAAGACCAUUAACUCUGGUCAGUUUGCCUUCAAGAGAUACCAGGGAAGUUCUCAGACCCAGACUGGACCAACAUCAGAUGCUGAUGGAAGAGCUCAAGGCUACUACAUGUUAGUGGAGGCCUCUACAGGUUUAUUCCUGACGUCAGCCAGCAUUGAGACCCCAACACUUGGAGCCACGGCACCCAACUGCAGGAUUAACUUCUAUUAUCAUAUGAAUGGACAGAAUGCAGGCACUUUCCGAGUGUCGGUUGUGAAUGGCAAUGACACCAGACAGUUCACCUCCAUCUUCAACCGCAUAGGUAGUCAGGGCAACCAGUGGAACAAGGCCAGUGCAGACAUUGGGCCUCUGCCUGCAGGGUACAAGGUGCGUAUUGAUGCCUUGCCAAACAGAUCGUUCUUCCCAAGGACCUCCUCAGACAUUGCAGUGGACAACGUGGACUUCCAAGACUGUGACCCUACACAGGUCUUCACGGAUAAAAGUUUGAACUGUACAUUUGAGUCUGGCUUGUGUGACUACUUCCAAGAGACAACAGAUGACUUUGACUGGACCAGAAGUAACCAGUCCACACCAACAGUGGGCAGUGGACCUUCAAGGGACCAUACUUCUGGAAAAGGUUACUACCUAUUCCUGGAGACUUCCUCCCCAAGACGUCGUGGAGAAAGAGCCCUGCUGACCUCCGGCACCAUCAGCUCAGUAGCUGCACCAGGAAAAUGCUUCAGCUUUUGGUACCACAUGUUUGGUUCCCACGUCAACACCCUGAAUGUAUACAUCCAGUCUGGAGGCAGCAGACGACUGAUCUGGACCAAGAUGGGAACACAGGGUAAUGUGUGGAGGCAGGCUCAGAGGACUGUGUCUAACCCAACUAACUUCCAGAUUGUGUUUGAAGGUUUGGUUGGAGACAGUUGGCAGGGAGACAUUGGCCUGGAUGACUUCAUGUUGACAAAUGGACCAUGUCCAACAGCAAGGGAAUGUGACUUUGAGGCAGAUUUCUGUGACUUCACCCAAGACAACACAGACAACUUUGACUGGACACGCCAGAGAAAUGGCACUUCAUCUAGCAGCACUGGACCACAAGUUGACCACUCUACCAGGAGCCAGUAUGGUUAUUACGUCUUCAUUGAGACCUCGGCUCCUCGCCAACCUGGACAAAAAGCUCGCCUGAUCAGUAAAUCCUACCCAGCAGGCCAGACAGAAUGUCUCCAGUUUGCCUAUCACAUGUAUGGCAAUGCCAUAGGUACACUGAAUGUGUAUGUGGACACCACAAAUAAUCCUGCUGGUUUAAGGAACCCAGUGUUUACUUUGACUGGUAACCAAGGCAACGUUUGGAUAUACCAACAGAUCACAGUGCAAGCUCAGUCUGCCCCAUGGAAGGCCAUUUUUGAAGGUAUCCGUGGCAACAGUUACCAAGGUGACAUUGCCCUGGAUGACAUCAAGGUUGUACCAGGUGCCUGCCCACCACCAGGAUCUUGUGACUUUGAAAAAGACUACUGCGGCUUUACCAAUGUGAAUAUUGAUGAAUUUGAUUGGCUGAGAAGUGCAGGAGCAACUUUGUCUGGAGGCACUGGACCAAGUGUAGAUCACACCAGCAACUCUGAUCAAGGAUUUUAUGUAUACAUGGAGGCAUCAGGUCGUACCAAAGGAAACCGAGCUUGGUUGUACAGUGAAACUCUGAAACCACAGCCCACAGGAGCUUGUCUGUCCUUCUGGUAUCACAUGUUUGGUCGAGACAUAGGUACUCUUCGUGUAUACUUCCUGCAGCCACAGCUGUCCAGACAGGUGUGGAAUGCCACAGGUGACAAGGGAAAUAUCUGGAACUAUGCACAGAUAGACCUGAGCAGCACCUCCAACUGGCAGGUGACAUUUGAAGGUCUUCAGGGUGGAGGACCUCAGGGUGACAUCGCAUUAGAUGAUAUUAACUUGGUACCAGGGCGCUGUGGUGGCAUCACUUUACCUGGAACCACCACUCCUAGCGUUACCAGAGUGACAUAUCCACCAUCUACAUUUGACUGUAAUUUUGAUAAGAACAAUCUGUGCAGCUGGCAACAGGAUGGCACAGAUAAUUAUGACUGGACGCUGGCUACUAAUGGCACUAACUCCCUUGGCACUGGGCCAAAGGGUGACCACUCAACACUCAGUGCUAGUGGCUAUUAUGUGUACAUAGAGGCAUCAAACCGACAGGUGAAUGACACAGCCAGACUUGUGAGUUCAGGGAUAAAUGUUGGUCCUGCUGGCAAAUGUAUCAAGUUCUGGUACCAUAUGUAUGGUGCUGAUAUUGGAAAUCUGAAUGUCUAUGCCAAGCAAGGAUCAACGUUUGGCCCAGUUUUGUGGCAGAAGCAUGGCACCCAGGGCGACUCUUGGAAGUAUGGACAACUCUGGCUCACAAAUAUAGGAGCUGCACAGAUUGUUUUUGAGGGUGUGAGAGGCAAAGGCUAUCAAGGAGAUAUCUCACUAGAUGACCUGUCAGCCAAUGAUGGACCCUGCCCAUCUACAGGCACCUGUGACUUUGAGCAAGCUGACAAGUGUGGCUAUACUGAUGACCCUACUGGUCAGUUCACCUGGACCAGGGCCAACAGUCAGACAGGGUCAGUGAGCACUGGACCUAAGGCUGACCACACCUAUGGGACAUCUUAUGGUUACUACAUGUAUACUGAGACCUCUGCUCCACGACAGCCUGGGGAUAAGGCCAGACUGCUCAGUCCUGUUUUCCAACCAACAACAGGCAAAUGCCUCAGGUUCAAUUACCACAUGUAUGGUGACCACAUAGGACAACUGAAGGUUUAUGUCAAGCAGCAGGGAACUCUGGGAUAUCCUGUGUGGUCUGAGCUCAGUAACCAAGGUGAUAAGUGGCUUGUUACCCAGGUUACAGUUAGCAGUGCCAGUCCAUUCCAGGUUGUAUUUGAGGGAACAAGAGGCAGUGGUUACCGUGGUGACAUAGCCAUUGAUGACAUCAUGUUGAUGGACGGCUCCUGCCCACCUCAAGGCAGCUGUGACUUUGAGAGAGACACCUGCACCUGGCAAAAUGAUAACACUGGGGAUGACUUUGACUGGCUUAGGAAUAGAGGAACCACUUCCACCUUCUCUACUGGUCCUAGUAAUGAUCACACACAAGGAGAUGCCAAUGGUUACUACUUAUAUAUAGAGGCUUCUGCACCAAGGCAACCAGGUGACAAGGCACGCGUGAGAUCAGAAGUGUUCCGCACCUCCCAGGACCGCUGUCUCUCCUUCUGGUACCACAUGUUUGGACGUGGCACUGGCAUCCUGCGUGUUUACCUUGAAACUGCUACAACAUCUAGCAAGCUGUGGGAGCGCAGCGGCCCCCAGGGUGACCAGUGGUCAGCAGCCCAGGUAAUCCUGAGCAGCACAGCAGAGUUCACAGUGGUGUUUGAGGGUGAGAGAGGCAGUGACUACUCCAGCGAUAUCGCCAUUGACGAUGUGGUGAUUACUCCUGGUGCUUGCCCAUCAAUUGUUCCACCAUCUGGUCAAUUUGGUUGUGGUAAUGGUCAGUCUGUCCAACAGUCCCAGGUGUGUGACUUUGUCAAGGACUGCUCUAAUGGAAAUGAUGAAGUGAACUGCGGCAACUGUACCUUUGAGAAUAAAAAUACCUGUGGAUGGUCAGAGGUCAGCACUGGAUCAUUCAAGUGGACCCAGGGCACUGGUGGUACAGCCACAUCUAACACUGGACCAAACAGUGACCACACAACACGCAGUCCAACUGGUACCUAUCUCUUUGUGGAUGCCAGUAAUGGUCAGUUUAACCAGUUGGCUACUCUUCAAAGCAAGACCCUACAGCAAGCAAGUGCCACCUGCCAGAUGAAGUUCUGGUACCACAUGUAUGGAAGAAGCAUAGGAAAGCUACAGGUUUACAUCAAGGUUGGCACCAGAGAGGUCCUCCUCUGGUCCAAGAAUGGACAGCAAGGAAACCAGUGGAUUCAAGGUGUGGCAGACAUUGGAAGAAUGCCUCAGCCUUUCACAGUUCUUUUAAAAGCAUCUCGUAGCUUCUCUGUGUUUGGAGACAUUGCCAUUGAUGACAUCACAUUUGAGAAUUGUUUCCUGCCACCCCAGAGACAGUGUGUGGCUGGGGAGAUAUCAUGCAAUCGAGGCUCUUGCUACACGCUAGACCGGCAGUGUGACUUCACUGACGAUUGUGGUGACAACACAGACGAGGACAUCAACAAGUGCAGAGUCUACCCAUCAAGGUGUGACUUUGAGAAAUCUCUGUGUGACUGGACCAUUGACUCCACGGCAGACUUCAACUGGAGACGAGGCUCAGGUACUGUCCCCUCUGGCACCACUGGCACAACUGGACCCUCCAGAGACCACACCACAGGGCUGAACAGUGGAUACUACCUGUAUUUGGAAACCUCCAGCCCCAGAGUCAAGGGAGAUGUGGCUAGAAUAAUCAGUGCUACCUGGGCACACCCAAGAGCAGCAGCAUGCUCCAUGACCUUCUACUACCAUAUGUAUGGCCCAGAUAUUGGAACCCUGAAUGUGUAUACCAGAUCCCAAAUUGGAGGCAACCUGAACCAAGUUUGGACCAAGACAGGGCAAGUUGGCAAUUUCUGGGAAAGAGCUUCCAUCAGUUUUAACAUAGCAGGGACUCUGCCUUUCCAGGUUGUAAUUGAAGGAGUGAGAGGUGAUGGUUGGGCUGGUGAUAUAGGACUUGAUGACAUCAGCUUCAGUACAGGCUGCUCCAAGUAUGUUGGUGUUCUACCUACAGGUACUCCCUCCAUAUCCACAGUCACACCCAGUGGAGCAUGUGGCAAUCAGUUCCAGUGUGGCGAUGGCAGCUGUAUAGACCAGAGUAAGGUGUGUGACUGGACAGCAGAUUGUUCUGAUGGCUUAGAUGAAGCUAAGUGUGGACAGUGUGACUUUGAGAGGGACAACUGUGGCUGGACGGAUAGCAGCAGUGGACGGUACAAGUUUGAGAGACAUCAAGGUGCAACACCCAGUAGUUUCACAGGUCCAUCAACUGAUCACACCUUUGGUACCCCUCAAGGAUAUUAUGUGUAUGCAGAGGGUGGGAAUGGAGAGUUCUUUAGCAGGGCAACCUUCACCAGUCCUAGCCUACCACCAGCAUCUAACCAAUGUGAAAUGAACUUUUGGUAUCACAUGAGAGGCAGACGUGUUGGGUCCUUAUAUGUAGCUGUUGUUGUGAAUGGCACACAAAAGGUUAUCUUUACUAAAACUGGAAACCAGGGAUUUUCAUGGAACCAAGGCACUGCCUACAUUGGAAGAGAUGUGGGUGCCAUCAAGACUCCAUUCACUGUUCAGAUACUAGCAGCACCAGCUAAUGGAUUCGGAUCAGCCAGUCAAGCUGAUGAUAUUGCAUUUGAUGAUAUCUCAUUCAAGAACUGUAAUCCAGCCUUCCAGGCUCCAGAUGUCACAUGUGACUUCGAAAAGGAUGCAUGUGGAACAAAAUGGAAGCAGGGUCAGAAUGGUAUAGAUGACCAGUUUGAUUGGACAAGAUCUCGGGGAUCCACGAGCAGUUUCUCCACAGGCCCAAGUGGUGACCAUACCACUGGAGGAACCACUGGUUACUACAUGUACAUAGAAACCUCCCAGCCUAGGAAACAAGGGGACCGUGCCCAGCUUAUGAGCAGUCUUCUCCCACCCACACCACCUGGUGGACACUGCUUGAGCUUCUGGUUCCACAUGUUUGGACCUGAUGUCAACUCUCUAAGGAUUAUCAUGGAGAACAGAGACAACCGCACGCUGCUGUGGCAGAGGUCUAGAACUCAGGGAAAUGCUUGGAAACAAGCACAUCGAGGCAUCCAAUCUGAUGUUAACUUUAGGCUCAUCAUUGAAGGAACAUCAGGCCCAAGCUACAGAGGAGAUAUUGCAAUUGACGAUAUAGAAAUGAUCAAUGGGCCUUGUCCCCCUGAAACAACAUGCGACUUUGAAGCAAACUUCUGUGGAUGGACCCAAGCAAGUGAUGAUGAAUUUGACUGGCAACGAGGAUUUAAUGGAACAUCCUCUUCAGGUACUGGUGCACCAAUUGACCACACCUAUGGCACAGACACUGGAUACUUUGCCUACAUAGAGACUUCCUACCCUAGAAAGAAUGGAGAUACAGCCAAGAUGAUGACCCCAGUAUACAGUGGUUCAGCCACCAGAUGUCUCCAGUUCUGGUAUCAUAUGUAUGGCGCUGAUGUAGGUACCCUCUUCAUACAGCGCAACAAUGCACUGCUGUGGACUAAAUCAGGUGACCAGGGUAACAUGUGGCGUAGUGCCAAGGUGACCCUACCAAGCACGUCCAGCAGCUAUGCCAUCAGCUUUAUUGGUCAGCGAGGAGCUGGGUACAGGGGAGACAUUGCAAUCGAUGAUGUGUCCAUUACAGAUGGUGCAUGUCCACCUGUGGGCAGAUGUGACUUUGAGCAAGACACCUGUGGCUGGACCAAUGCCAUCACAGAUGAUUUUGACUGGCUUAGAAAUAAUGGAGGCACACAAAGUGUAUACACUGGUCCAUCUGAAGAUCACACUACGGGAACUAAUCAGGGUUAUUACAUGUAUAUUGAAACAUCUGGAAGCUUCAGAAAAACAGGGGAGAAGGCCCAGUUUGUAAGUGAACAUCUGACUUACACCCGCACCCGCUGCUUCACAUUCUGGUAUCACAUGUAUGGUGCUGGCACUGGCAAUCUUACUGUCUAUACAAAGACCACAGGUACCCAAGGUUCACCGACACAGCUAUGGCAAGUAGUGGGUACCCAGGGAAAUAGAUGGAUCCAGGGUCAGGUUAACUUAGUCCCUGUUGGGGAGUUUGUUGUCGUCAUUGAGGCUACCCACGGUGGAAACUACACUGGGGAUAUAGCCAUAGAUGAUAUCAAUGUACUGAACACAGCAUGCAGUGGAAUCACCACCCCAGGCACCACGCCUAGCACACCACAGAUCUCAGUGGGACCAACAUCUAGUGCCUUUAUGAGCUGUGACUUUGAGGAUGCAACAGCGCCAUUCUGCACUUGGCAGCAAGAUAAAGGUGACCAAUUUGACUGGACCAGAAGAGCAGGUGGAACAAUAUCAGCAGGCACUGGCCCAGCUGGGGAUCACACAACAGGAUCCAACUCUGGAAAUUAUAUCUACAUUGAAGCUAGUGGCCAACAACCCAAUGACACAGCCAGGUUGUCCAGUUUAGAAAUUGACAUCGGUCAGCAAGGAAUAUGUCUAGACUUCUGGUACCAUAUGUAUGGGGCCAAUGUCAACAGGCUUACUGUGCUCAGCAGAAAUAUUGGCAGCAGAGUACCAACACAGGUUUGGACAAGAAGAGGGAACCAGGGACCACAGUGGAGAUAUGCACAAGUACACCUACAAACUCAGGGUAAAUACAUCCUUUCCUUUGAUGGAAUAGUUGGAGCCAGAUGGGAUGGUGACAUUGCUCUUGAUGACAUCAAGCUAACCACUGGGCCAUGUUCAUCAUCCAAAGUGUGUGACUUUGAUAAUGGCUUAUGUGGCUUCACCCAAGAUGUCUCAGACAAUUUUGAUUGGACCCAGGCCAAAGGUGCCACCUUAAGCAUAAGGACUGGCCCUCCAAGUGACCACACAUAUGGUACUUCUGAGGGAUACUACAUGUACAUAGAAGCUACCAACCGUCAACCUGGUAGCAAGGCAAGAUUGGACAGUCCCAGCUAUCCAAGCACUCAAGGGUCCUGCCUAACAUUCUGGUACCACAUGAAGGGCACCGGCAUUGGUACAUUAAAUGUGUAUAGAAAAUCUAGAGGCAGUCUUGGUUCCCCUGUUUGGACAUUGAGUGGCCAACAAGGUGAUGAGUGGCAUGUAGCCCAAGUGACCAUUACAAGUGCCUUGCAAUAUCAAAUCACAUUUGAAGGAAUACGUGGUGCUACCUAUAAUGGAGAUAUUGCCAUAGAUGAUUAUUCCAUAGUUGAUGGUGCUUGUCCAGCUUUUGGAUCUUGUGACUUUGAAUCCGAUUUGUGUACUUGGAAAAAUGUUGCCACAGGAGAUGAUUUUGACUGGGAAAGAGCAAGCGGUUCAACAACGUCACAAAACACCGGACCCUCAGCUGAUCACACCUUAAACACACGCUAUGGCACUUACCUGUAUAUUGAGGCAUCUGCACCAAGAAAACAGAAUGACGAAGCCUGGUUUAUCUCUCAGGUAUUUAACACCACCCAACCAGGUUGCUUCUCCAUGUAUUACCAUAUGAAGGGAGCAAACAUUGGAAGCCUCAGCGUAGCUACCAGACACACUGGGGAAACUAGACAGGAUGAGCGUUGGAGGCAGGACACAGCACAAGGAGACCAGUGGAACUUUGUACAAGUCCCCACAACUGGAUCUAAACCCUACCAGGUUAUUAUAAUUGGUCGUGUAGGGAAUGGAUUCCAGGGUGAUAUAGCCAUUGAUGACAUUAACUUUGUGUAUGGUCAGUGCCCACCUCCGCCCACUGUUUCUCCUACAUGUGCUUACACAUGCACAGAUAAUGGUCAAUGUGUGCCACAGUAUAAAGUGUGUGAUUUUGUCAGAGAUUGUCCAAAUGGUGGAGAUGAGAUUGACUGUGGCUACGACUGCACAUUUGAGGAUGGUAACAACUGCAAGUGGAAUAGUACGGGAAGAACAGCAUUCCAGUGGCAGAGGUACCGUGGUGCCACACCUGAUUCCAACACAGGUCCAUCAAUUGACCACACCACCCUCAGUCCUUCUGGAUACUACAUGUAUGUGGAUGCAAGCAACGGUGGAGGAUUUGCAAGCGCUAGGUUAACCAGCCCACUGCUGAGACGAGCCUCAGCUACUUGUCAGUUGACAUUCUGGUACCACAUGUUUGGUGCAAACAUUGGGACCUUAGAGGUCAGAAUUAGAGAAAAUGGAAGAGAGACAUCUUUAUGGAACCUAAGAGGAAAUCAAGGAAACAAAUGGGUUCAAGCUGUAAUUCCACUAGGUAGAAUAGCAUCUUCUUUCAGGGCUAUCAUUCAAGCAAGAAGAAGAUUCAGUGUUUUAGGAGAUAUUGCCAUUGAUGACAUAGCAUUCCAAGGCUGUGGCCUACCACCCAUUGUCACAGGAUCAUGUCCAACUGGAUCUCAGAAAUGUACUCGUGGUUCAUGUGUGUCCAAUUCUAGAAUUUGUGAUCUGACUGAUGAUUGUGGUGACAGUUGGGAUGAGAACACAAACAACUGCCAAGGUUACUCCACCUGCACAUUUGAACAAGGAAUCUGCGACUGGGUGCAACUCAAAGGUGAUGACUUUGACUGGACCCGCCAAACUGGAAGGACAAGUAGUUUAAAUACUGGACCAUCUAGGGAUCAUACCCUGAACAGCCAGACUGGGCACUACCUGUUUAUCGAGACUUCAAACCCUGUGAAAACUGGUGAUGUAGCAAGAAUUGGAAGUAAAUGGUUCCAGGCCACACCGGGCCAGACUGAUUGUAAGAUGAGAUUCUACUACCACAUGUUUGGUCAACACAUUGAUGCCCUUACUGUAUACUACAGGACACAGGUGCAUGGCUCAUAUACCCAGUUGUGGAGGAAGAAGGGAGAAAUCGGAGACUACUUUGAGAGGGCAGAGAUCACUUUGACCAUACCAAGCAACUUCCAGAUCAUUAUCCAGGCAGCAAAAGGAACAGGCUACCAAGGUGACAUAGCCAUUGAUGACGUUUCUUUCACACCAGGUUGUCGAGCAUACACAGGAGUCGUGCCCACCGUCACACCACAAACAACAGUGACAACACCAGGAACCACUGUUGGUCCUUGCGGGGCAGGGAACUGGCAGUGUGCUAGUGGACAGUGCAUAUUGCUGUCCAAGAGAUGUGACUUCACCCAGGACUGUGCGGACAAUUCUGAUGAAAGUCAGUGUGGUACCUGUAACUUUGACACUGAUCAAUGCAAUUGGGCGGAUGGCAGCACUGGACGAUAUAGCUGGAGCCGCCAUCAAGGGUCAUCACCUAGUGCAGUCUCAGGACCUACUUCUGACCACACUACAGGAACCCCCAAUGGUUGGUAUAUGCUAGUAGACUCUACCAAAGCAGCAGGACAGUUCUUUGGAAUAUCGCGUCUCAGUAGCACAGUGUAUGGAUCUGUGGCUACAGGCUGUGAGAUCAGCUUUUGGUUUCACAAGAAUGGCACUAGUGGUUUACUGGGUCUCAGACUUCUACCAUAUGGUAAUGGAAACAAUACAGGGCGCAUAACACUGUGGAGUGUCAGAGGGAACCAAGGUUCUCAGUGGAUACAGGCUAAAGCUGGUAUAGGACGGCGGGCUGCAGGGUUCUCCUUGCAGUUCUUUGGUAUUCAUAAUACAAGGACUGGAGACAUGGCAAUCGAUGAUAUUACAUUCAACAACUGUGCCCUGGGACCUGUGGGUCAACCGUGUCAGUCCAACCAAUUCAGUUGUAGCAAUGGUCGCUGUGUUGAUGCUGAUAGAGUUUGUGAUUUUGCUGAUGACUGUGGUGACAAGUCUGAUGAACAAAAUUGUGCCAAGUACCUUGGAUGUAACUUUGAGAAGGACAUCUGUAUCUGGACACAGUUGAGCAAUGACCAGUUUGACUGGACAAGGACAUCUGGAUCAACGUCCUCCACAGGCACUGGACCUUCACGUGACCAUACUUUGGGAACAUCAGCCGGUAGUUAUCUGUACAUUGAAACAUCCAGCCCACGCAGACCCAAUGAUACAGCACGCAUUGUCAGCCCAACCUUCCAACCAUAUACAGGCACAGCUUGCAGCAUGAGGUUCUUCUACCACAUGUAUGGACCCCAUGUAAAUGCCCUUAAUGUGUACAUGAGAACUCAAGUAGGUGGUGCAAUGAGACAACUCUGGUCUAUGAAGAAUACCAAUAAGGAUGAGUGGCAGAGAGCUAGCAUUCCUUUGAGCAGUAGCACACCAUUCCAGGUUAUCAUUGAGGGAGUGCGUGGAAUCAGCUAUGCUGGAGAUAUAGGAAUUGAUGAUGUUACCUUCACACCUGAUUGCCCACAAGGUGGUAUCUUAACAGUGGGUCCAGCAACCCCAACGUCCACCAUUUGUCCAGCUGGUCAGCUGCCAUGUGCCAAUGGAGUCUGCCUGCCAGCAUCCUACUUCUGUAACUUCAGAGAAGAGUGUACUGAUGGCUCUGAUGAAUCACAAUGCCCAGCAACCUGUGACUUUGAAAGCACCACCAAUGCAUUGUGCUCCUGGACCAAUAAAAACAUUGGCGAUGAUUUCGACUGGAAAGUCAGCUCUGGUGGAACUCCAUCCCAGGGUACAGGACCAAACCAUGAUCACUCCAAGAACAGUGUUACUGGUCACUACGCCUUCAUAGAGGCAAGUGCAAAGAGACCAGGUACCAAGGCCAGAUUGUUCAGUCCUACAUAUAACCAAGCUGGCACUACUUGCUCAUUCAGCUUCUGGUAUCACAUGUAUGGCAUUCACACUGGGAACCUGAAUGUGUACAUCCAGAGAGGAGGUUCUGAGGUGUUACUGUGGAGUACAACUGGAGACAAGGGAGAUGUGUGGCUCCAGGGUUUGGUCUACUUGCCAAUAUGUGCAUCCCAGUUCACAAUUAUCUUUGAAGCAACUGUUGGUAGUGGAUGGCAAGGUGACAUCUCCAUUGAUGACCUAAGAUUUGACAGGUGUGCCUACCCAACUGUUGCCCCCAAUACUCCCUGUGGUUCCACACAGUUCCAGUGUGCAAGUGGCCACUGCCUGCCCAAGGCUAGUGUCUGUGACUUCCAAAAUGACUGCUGUGAUGGCAGUGAUGAAAAACCAAGUGAUUGUACUACAAAGGGAUACCAGAUGUGUAACUUUGAUAACGGGGAUUUCUGUGGCUGGCAGCAAGUGACGACUGACCAGUUUGAUUGGUCCAUGCAGCGUGGUGCCACAGCAUCUGUUAAUACUGGUCCUUCCUUUGACCACACCACCUUCCAAUCCACAGGUAGAUACUUGUACAUAGAGGCAUCCAGCCCCAGGGUUAAUGGUGACAGAGCACAGAUUAAGUACACAUUACAGAAUGCUAAACCAGGCCAAUGUGAGAUGAGACUCUGGCACCACAUGUUUGGUGCCCAUAUAGGCUCCCUCAACAUUUACACCCAGCCAGCAUCUAGUCGGUCAGCCACACUGGUCAAGGCAAUCAAUGGCUCACAGGGAGAUGGUUGGAGACGCAUAUCUGUGCCACUGUCCAGCAGUGUUAAACUGGAUAUCAUCAUUGAAGGUGUUAUUGGUCCUGGUUGGCAGGGAGAUAUGGCCAUUGAUGAUUUGACCUUCACCCCAGGAUGCAUUCUACCUUGUCCGAAUAACCAGUUCAGAUGUGGAGAUGGUACGUGUCUGCCGAAUUCCAAAGUGUGUAAUUCAGUUAGCGAUUGCUCUGAUGGAUCAGAUGAACAAGGCUGUGCUUCUGGAAACACCUGUGACUUUGAAACUGGAACAUGCGGUUGGGCCGAGAGCACCCCUGACCAGAUAGACUGGACACUGGGCUCUGGUGCAAGCACUGGAAACAUCAGGCAGAUGGCGCCAGCUGUUGACCACACUCUAAGCAGUGGCAGUGGACAUUACAUGUAUGUCAGAGAUAACAGCGGUGGACAAGGAUACAACAAUGUUGUUGAGCUGGCAGGACCAAUCUUGAGAACUGCCCCAGCUUCCUGUAUCUUCCAGUUCAACUAUUACAGUUAUGGACCAAGGACCCUUUCCCUAGGCCUUUCUCUAAAAACCCAACGCUAUAAUGUGGGGCUGUUCAGGACCAGAUUUGGAGAAUCCUUAAAUGGCUGGCAACAGGUUAGAGUUGGUAUAGGACGUCGCUACAUCCCAUUCCAGCUGGUCUUCAAGCAAUACCAGUACGGCUCUGUACAGUUUAAUGGAGCAGUUGCCAUUGAUGACUUGCGCUUCAUUAGCUGCAGCCCACCACCCCCUGCCAGUUCCUGCCCUAACGGAUUCUGGUGUAAGACAACAAGAGCAUGCAUUUCCAAUGACCAGCUAUGUGACCUACAAGAUGAUUGUGGUGAUGGCUCAGAUGAAGACAGCAACACUUGUGCCAACUACAAGCGGUACAACUUCGAACAAGGCUUAGCGGACUGGACCAAUGCACCCAAUGGGAAUUUCAGCGAUGACUUUGACUGGACAAGGAACAAUGGAUCUACAGAUUCCAUCAACACAGGACCUAUACGUGACCACACCAAGGGCACACCUAGAGGUUUCUAUUUGUACAUAGAGACAUCAUCCCCAGUGCGGUACAACCAGAAAGCUUGGCUGGUCAGUCGUGUGUUUGCUGCUUCACCCAAUGGUGCUUGCAGGAUGAGAAUGUUUUACCACAUGUUUGGACUCCACGUGAACCGUCUAACUGUCUAUUACAGAACAACUUCAAAUGGUCCCCCUACAGGUCGACUAUGGUCCAUGAUUGGCAGCAGUGAUGACGUAUGGCAGAAGGCCGACUUCCAGGUGCAAGUGUCCCAAUCUUUCCAGAUACUGAUUGAGGCCGUGUCUGGUGACAGCUACCUGGCCGACAUAGCCAUAGAUGAUAUAAGUUUCACUCCAGACUGUCAAUUUAGCUCAGAUAUGUUACACACGGCUGCUCCAGUUCUGACCACAGCUACUUCAACCAUGUCCACAUUGCCACAUGGAUGUGAUGCCAACACUGAGGUGAACUGUUAUAAUGGACAGUGCAUUAAGAAAGAAGAGCUGUGUGACUUUAAGACAGACUGCAGUGAUAGCACUGAUGCCGACCCUAAGACCUGUGUCAAGCCAACAUGUACCUUCAAUUCUGGCGACAUGUGCGGAUGGACAGCCCAGACUAAGAACCAGUUCUCAUGGACUCCAGCUCAGGGCAGCACACGCACAUCCGUGGACUACAGACCUAGUAGGGAUGCCAACAAUGAUGACUGGUACCUAUUUGCCGACUCAUCUAAUGGUGGUUUCAGGGAUGAGGCAGAUUUGAUAAGUACCACCAUUUCAAAGACUGGUCCUCAGUGCGUUAUGAAAUUAUCAUAUCACAUGGCUGGACGUCGUAUUGGAUCUCUGCAUGUGCUGAAGAGCAGCUUUGGAGAGCAGAGACAGCUGUGGUCAGUGAGUGGUAACCAAGGCAACAGAUGGAGAGAGGUCACCAUUCCCAUUGGACCUGGAACUGAUUUCACACUAACCAUACAGGCAAAGAGAGGUAGAACCUUCGUAGGAGAUGUGACCAUAGAUAACAUCAGGUUUGAGAACUGUGCACCUCCUGUGGUCCCCCUCCAGGGUUGUACCACCAACCAAUUUACAUGUACAAACACAGGCUACUGCAUUGACAAUGGACUUCUCUGUGAUGGCCAGGAUGACUGUGGUGACGGUUCUGAUGAAGAUUACGCCACUUCCUCAGCCACAGUGUGCCAGAGCUAUACCAAGUGUGACUUUGAGAACAACCUGUGUGACUUACUGCACAAUGAACUAGAUGACACAUUUGACUGGUCCCUGAAACAAGGCAGUACUUCCACUGUGGGCACAGGACCUGCAGUGGACCACACCAAACAGACCAAUCUCGGAUAUUAUGCAUACACUGAGAGCUCCUUCCCAAGACAACCUGGAGAUAUUGCUAGACUAGGAACCAAAGUCAUUCAAGGCAGUGCAUCUCAAGGCUGCAAGGUACGCUUCUGGUAUCACAUGUUGGGAGAUCAUGUAGGCUCACUGGCCAUACUGAAGCGUCUCCACUAUGGCUCAGACGGUGUCCGCGUCCUGAAGAACAUCACAGGUGAACAGGGCAAUAACUGGAUCCGAGAUGAGGUGGACCUCAGCAGCCCCAGCAGUAAUUUCCAGGACUUUGAGCUUGUAUUUGAAGCCAUGGUGGGAACUGGCUACAGAGGAGACAUAGCUCUAGAUGACAUCACAUUCACUCCUUUCUGUAAAUUCACUAAUGCAUACCUGCCUGGAGCGCCCACCCCGUCCACUACCACUCCCUCUGGACAAUGUCCAGUGGGCCAGCUGACCUGUGCCAAUAGCCGCUGCUAUGCCAGGGACCAGAGGUGUAACUUCAUUGACGACUGUGGAGACAACACUGAUGAAAAGGAUUGUGGUGAAGACUGUGACUUUGAGUCUGGAUUCUGUGGCUGGAGUAACUCUGACCGUGACUCACUAGACUGGACACGACAGAAUGGCACCACACAGAGCAGAGAUACUGGACCAGGCAAUGACCACACACCAUUAGCCAAUGGUCAAGGUAACUACAUCUACAUUGAAGCCAGCUCGGGCAGUACAGGCGACAAGGCACACCUUCACAGCAGCCUGUUCCCAAGCACCACCAGCUCUUGUCGGUUCACAUUCUGGUACCACAUGUUUGGCACCCACAUCGGCACCCUGGCCGUGUACAUCAAGACCAGCUCUGGAUACAACCAGGUGUGGAGCAUGUCUGGCUCUCAGGGAGACCAGUGGAUACAGGCAGAUGUUCCCAUAGGCCAGCAGUACAACCUGGAGGUGGUGCUGGAGGGAGUCCGAGGCAAUGGAUGGGCUGGAGAUAUUGCUGUGGAUGAUAUAAAAUACGUGCAGUGUGACUCAAAUAAUGGUGUUGUGAACUGUGAUGAGAGUCAGUUCCGAUGCGCAGAUGGCACGCAGUGUGUACCCAGGCAGUUUGUGUGUGAUAAACAAUACAACUGCAAUGACCAGUCUGAUGAAUCCCCUGCUUUUUGCUCGCGCCAACCUGGAGACUGUACAUUUGAGAGAGGGCUCCCCACCUGUAGCUGGAGCCAGAUGACAGACGAUGACUCUGAUUGGGUGAUUGGUACACAGACCACAGCAGCCGCCUCACCACUGACAAUGGACCACACCAGGGGGCAGGGAGGUUCCUUCCUGUUCCUUGACACCACAAGCACAGACCUUGGCGACAUCGCUCGUGUGCAGACACCCAUGUUCCCACCCAGCUCUGGAAUCUGCUACCUCAGGUUCUACUACUACAUGAAUGGACAAUACCUUCAGGGACAGUCUGGGACAUUAUCUGUGUACACUGAGGACACCAAUGGUCAGCGCCUUCUGAUGUGGACAGAGAGUGGCCGGGAGACUGACCAGAGCACAGUUUGGAAGUAUGCCAACGUACUCCUGGGCAGUAUGGUGAACUACACAGUGGUGUUUGAAGCCAUGGAUGGCAGUGAUGUCAAAACACAGAUUGCCAUUGAUGAUGUUUUGUUCACACCGGAAUGCUCUACUGGAGUAUAUUCUGCCAAUGCAGCAACCUGCUCACCAGCACAAUUCAUGUGCGUGAACACAAAGACGUGUGUGCCUGCCAACUGGAGAUGCGACGGUGAGGCUGAUUGUUCAGAUGGAUCAGAUGAAGCUGGAUGUGGUAUCACCAAUACUCCAGCUUCAAAGCCCACCCUAGGCCCGACUUUGCCUCCUAACACCUGUGGGUUUGGUAAUAUCACCUGUCAUGAUGGUACCUGUCUGCCUGCUAACCUGCAGUGUGAUGGCGUUAAUGACUGCCAGUCUGGGGAAGACGAGGGAGCAUGUAACAUGAAAUGUCACCAGGGCUCCCGUUAUUGUAAGAAGACAGGACAGUGCGUGUCAGUUCAAGCUGUUUGUGAUGGAUUCAGUGACUGUGGAGAUGGUGUGGAUGAAGUGCUAUGUAAAGCCACUUCCUGCAGUGAGUAUGAUGGUUUCUGUCUCAAUGGAGGGAUCUGCUCCAGCCCAGAGAGUGGCAUUACCUGCAACUGUACUGGCCUGUCAUCUGGCUGGAGAUGUGAAGCUCUGACAGCAACCCCACAAUCUCCUGCAGCUCAGACUGGAGUCACUACUGGAGGUUGGGUCGGCAUCAGUCUUGCUCUGGUGGUGAUACUUGUAAUGGGUCUGCUGGCUUUUAUCUAUGUUUUCCUGCGGAGGAAGAAUAGUCUUCCAAUAAAAACUAAGAACCUCUAUGGUACCCAGGGCAUUGAAAACCCAGUGUUUGAUACCUAUACUGGCUCAAGUGACUUUGCAAUGAACGAGUUACAAGACAUGAACGGAACUGGCCAGGGAUCAUUUGUAAAUCCUAUUUAUGGAGAUGUGAGUGAAUCAUAACAGGGACUUAACUGAACUCCCACUGCCAAUUAUCAUACAACGACCAAACCUUAAAGAACAUCUACCGACAUUUAACGACUAUUGACAGACAAAAUCAUAGAAAGAGGGAAAUGACACUUUGUUUUAUUUUUUUUCCUAAACAAACUUUACAUAAAAUGUGAAAUGCAAUGUUGUUAAUUUGGCUGAUUUUUUAUUCAUGACUUCGACAAUAUUAUUAUCAGUUUAAACUUACGCAAUUUCCACAGUUUUUAAAAAACCCUUCAAGUAUUGGUUUUUACAUACCAGUAUUUUACUUUUAUUAAUUUAAGUCCAAUAAAUCAUAUAUGCAAACAG
This is a messenger RNA of Lingula anatina, 33058 nucleotides long. RefSeq lists its product as uncharacterized. Gene Ontology annotation, cellular component: membrane. NCBI's taxonomy places the organism in Eukaryota, Metazoa, Brachiopoda, Lingulata, Lingulida, Lingulidae. The record is from RefSeq and is a predicted model, not a curated record. Gene Ontology annotation, molecular function: protein binding.